AUGGCUGCCAUAUACACGGUUUACACCUCCCCGAACCAUCCGCCGAUACCUAACCAUCUGCCAACGCUCAUCGUAACGCCCCAUGGCCAACCGACCAAUAUCCUGUACUCCUACCUGCAUACGAACUUCAACACCGAGAACUACCUUCUGACCCCUUCCCCGCAAGGCGAUCUGUGCGUGGCGAAGCUCUUCCCCCCGCGCCAGAAUGCCAACGGAAAGACGACCGCGUCGGAUCCCGGACACCAGCCUCAGGGCUCCUCAAGGACCGUCCGCUGUGAGGCUUCCCGCAAUCUCAAGUGGUCUAUCGCCAAUACCGGAGUGCUAUCCCCCAUCUACAAGCUUUCUCUGCCAUCUCCAGACUCGGCCGAUCUGCCUCUCUUUCAGAUAUCCAAGCCUAAUCCCAAUGCCGCUUUCUGGAGCAUGUUUUAUUUCGCGUACGCAGGCCACAACAUCCCACCUAAGCGCAUUGAGUUUGGCAAGAUCAUGAAGAAUCCGCCAGGUCCGAACGGCGGUGGUACGCGUAUCAGUAUAACUGGUAAGACGCCCGAGGAGAAGGCAGUAUGGCAGACUCUCGGAGAGGGAAACGAGGAUUGCGUUGAGUGGGUGGUUCUCUGCGCCGCCCUCAACUUGCUAGACGAUGAGAUCAUCAAGGCGGCCGAGAAAAACCCUCCGCCGCCCUCUGCGCCCAGUUCGAACGGCCAUCCCCCGGCAGGCCCCGGCGGCCGUCCGCCUCCAGUCGCUCUGCGCGACCCCGGUCCCGCACUCUCAGCGAUGCCCGGGCAGCCCAUGCGCGCCAACACCAUGCCUCCACCCCAAGGGCAAGGUCCCCCACCUAUGCGCGGGCCUCCUGGACCCGGGCCCAUGCCUGGAGGUAUGCGCGGACCCCCGGGCCACAGGGCUUCCCUCCGCAGGGUGGCCCGCCCCCUGGUCAAGGGUACCCUCCACAGGGCGGCCCGCCCCCUGGUCAAGGAUACCCUCCACAGGGCCCAUCCCCCGGGCCGGUGGCUUCCCCCCGCAGGGCCCACCGCGCGGUCCUGGCUUCGGUGGUCCCCACCUCCAGGCUUCGCUCCCGGGCCUGGCGGAUACCCUCCCCCGGACCUGGACAGCCUCGGCCGGGUCCCCCAGGACAGCCUGGUGGGUUCCCUCCGAACGGUGCGUUGGUGCGCCGGGCCCGCAUCGGGGUCCGCCCCUGCGAUGCAGGGCCAGCCGCCGCGGCGAUUCUAG
Molecule: messenger RNA, 1224 nt
Organism: Fomitopsis serialis
Lineage: Eukaryota; Fungi; Basidiomycota; Agaricomycetes; Polyporales; Fomitopsidaceae
Exons: 5
Coding region: 1-1224 (407 amino acids)
Source: RefSeq, a predicted model, not a curated record